Colletotrichum acutatum is the source of this 1752-nucleotide messenger RNA. Its product is annotated as ribosomal protein L10-domain-containing protein. Gene Ontology annotation, biological process: ribosomal large subunit biogenesis; rRNA processing; ribosomal large subunit assembly. Gene Ontology annotation, molecular function: RNA binding. The record is from RefSeq and is a predicted model, not a curated record. The coding region runs from base 383 to 1462 and encodes 359 amino acids. NCBI's taxonomy places the organism in Eukaryota, Fungi, Ascomycota, Sordariomycetes, Glomerellales, Glomerellaceae. The transcript is spliced from 3 exons. Gene Ontology annotation, cellular component: preribosome, large subunit precursor; nucleolus.
CAGAUCAAGAAGGAAAUAGAAAAGUAAGUCCCUCUUGUGUCCUUGGUGAAACGAAGGCGGUGCUAACACUCUCAUAGCCUGAUCGACAAGGAUUACUUGGAACGCGAGGGCAACACUUACACGUACUUGGCGUAGAGGGAUAGUUGGCAUGGCGGGACUCGUUUGUACCCAGGGGGCAAGAGCACGCUGGUAAGGCAAGUAGAUGGCAUGAUUGACCUGUCCAUAUACAUACAUGAACUGAAUGAAGGAGACGCUGGAUGGUUAGGAAACCGGCGUUUUCAUGGAACAAUGCAAUCUGAGUUGGCUCUAAUACGGAGUGCCCAUCUGCCUUCACCGGUGCACUGACCACUCGAUCUAUGCUCGGUGAGCUCGGUGACUGUCGAUGACCCCUGUCGGGACCCUGCGGAUAAUCGUUCCACCUAGCGCAUUGCGGGGUUCAAAAAAAAGUUGCGGCGGCGGUGGUCCCUCCUGCACCUGGCGCCAAAAUUUUGGGAAAUUUUGUGCCAAAGGCGGUCGGCCAGAAAUAUUUCCCAUUGUAAGGUGCACCGCGAAACCUCGACGACCUGACUUGCGCCGAUUCCCACCAAACACCCUACCGGAUUCGACGAAUUACCUCGCCGAGCCGCCCUACAAUUAUCAAGGAAAGCCGAACAAGGGGACAUUCGCCAAUUGUUUAAUCGAAGUCGACAAACCAGCACAAACCGCCAAGAUGCCCAAGUCAAAGCGCAACAGAGUGGUCAACCUGACCCAGGUGAACAAGAAGACGCGCGAGCAAAAGGACAAGCUCUUUUCCAACAUCCGCGAGUCGGUGCCGCAGUACCAGCACUGCUUCGUCUUUGGCGUUAAUAACAUGCGCAACAACUACCUCAAGGAGGUCCGCCACGAGCUCAACGACUGCAGACUCUUCUUCGGCAAGACAAAACUCAUGGCCAAGGCCCUAGGCCAAGACCCCUCCUCCGCCGUCGCAGACGGCAUCGAGCGCCUCACCCCCUUCCUCGCCGGCACCGUCGGCCUCAUCUUCACCAACCGCGACCCGGCCUCCAUCCUCGAGUACUUUGACGGCGUCUCCCCCGUCGACUUUGCGCGCGCCGGCACCGUCGCCACCCGCGACUUCGUCAUCCCCGCCGGCGUCGUCUACGCCACGGGCGGCGAGGUGCCCGCCGAGCACGAUGUCCCCAUGGAGCACAGCAUCGAGCCCGAGCUGCGACGCUUGGGUAUGCCCACGCGCAUGGUCAAGGGCCGCGUCUGUCUCGGCGGCGACGAUUCUGGCGAGGGCGAGGGGUACACCGUCUGCAAGGAGGGCGACGUGCUCGAUAGUCGGCAGACGAGGCUGUUGAAGCUGUUUGGGAUUUGCUUGAGCGAGUUCAAGGUCAAGGUGCUUGCAUACUGGAGCUCUGCCUCGGGCGAGGUGACCGAAGUAAACCCCAACGCCAUGGAUGGCGUCGAGGUCGAGAGCGACUAAGAGCCGAAAUGUUAUGAACAAACGUAAAAAAAAGAACAAAAAGCCUUCUAGACUUUUGACGAUUGCUUUCCUCAUGUAGGCUUGAUACCAUCAUGGAUUGAGAAAGGGUGGGGACCAACAAAAACAAUUUUCACGGCGUUUUACGGGCGGGGGUUUUUACUAGAUUAUUAUUUCUUGAAAAAAAAAAGUCAUGCGUCAAAGCAUCAAUCUUCUUCCAGAAAACAUUUCUCUCGUCCAUGUAGGUGUGAAAUGGGAUGGAAGCAAAAAAAGAAGAAAAGAGAAAAAAAAAG